Molecule: messenger RNA, 3571 nt
Organism: Gadus morhua (Atlantic cod)
Lineage: Eukaryota; Metazoa; Chordata; Actinopteri; Gadiformes; Gadidae
Product: glycogen phosphorylase, muscle form
Exons: 20
Coding region: 160-2691 (843 amino acids)
Biological process (GO): glycogen catabolic process
Cellular component (GO): cytoplasm
Molecular function (GO): glycogen phosphorylase activity; pyridoxal phosphate binding
Source: RefSeq, a predicted model, not a curated record
UCCACGCAUGCCAUAGGUCGGCCGCCUGUUCACAGGAGGAAGACGAAUAAGGAAGGCAAAGUGUGACUUGCCUGUUAACUUCCACAGUUGCCAUCCUUUUAAAUUGCCGUCUUUAAUCUGCUGUCUUUCUAAAUUUGAGGUAAAUUAUAAGAACCCAAUAUGGCUAAACCGCUGACAGACCAGGAGAAGAGGAAACAAAUCUCCGUUCGUGGACUGGCCGGGGUAGAAAACGUGACGGAUAUUAAGUCCAAUUUCAACCGCCACCUCCACUAUACUCUUGUAAAGGACCGCAACGUCGCCACCAAAAGGGACUACUAUUUCGCUUUGGCAAACACUGUUCGUGACCAUUUGGUCGGACGAUGGAUCCGGACGCAGCAGCACUACUAUGAAAAAGACCCCAAACGCGUGUACUACCUGUCUCUGGAGUUCUACAUGGGCCGCACCCUGCAGAACACCAUGGUCAACCUGGCCCUGGAGAACGCCUGUGACGAGGCCACCUAUCAGCUGGGCCUGGACAUGGAGGAGCUGCAGGACAUAGAGGAGGACGCGGGGCUAGGAAACGGGGGCCUCGGCCGUCUGGCAGCAUGCUUCCUGGACUCCAUGGCCUCCCUGGGCUUGGCUGCUUACGGUUAUGGCAUCCGCUAUGAGUUCGGUAUCUUCAACCAGAAGAUUGUUGACGGCUGGCAGGUGGAGGAAGCAGAUGAUUGGCUGCGCUAUGGCAACCCCUGGGAGAAGGCCCGCCCAGAGUACAUGCGCCCGGUGCACUACUACGGCCGGGUGGAGCACACCCCGGGGGGGGUCAAGUGGGUGGACACCCAGGUGGUCUUGGCUCUUCCCUAUGACACCCCGGUCCCCGGUUACAGGAACAACGUGGUCAACACCAUGAGGCUGUGGUCGGCCAAGGCCCCCUGUGACUUCAACCUUAAGGACUUCAAUGUGGGCGGUUACAUCCAAGCUGUUCUUGAUAGAAACCUGGCGGAGAACAUCUCCCGGGUCCUGUAUCCCAACGACAACUUCUUUGAGGGCAAGGAGCUGCGUCUGAAGCAGGAGUACUUUGUGGUGGCCGCCACCCUGCAGGACAUCAUCCGGCGCUUCAAAUCCUCCAAGUUCGGCUCCACCGAGUUUGUGCGCAUGGACCUGAGCACGUUGCCCGACAAGGUGGCCAUCCAGCUGAACGACACCCACCCGGCCCUGGCCAUCCCUGAGCUCAUGCGCAUCCUGAUGGACCUGGAGGAGCUUCCUUGGGAGAAGGCCUGGGACAUUGUGGUGCGUACGUGUGCCUACACCAACCACACGGUGCUGCCCGAGGCUCUGGAGCGCUGGCCCAUCGACCUGUUCCAGAACCUCCUGCCGCGCCACCUGGACAUCGUCUACGAGAUCAACAGGCGCCACCUGGAGCGCGUGGCCCAGCAGUUCCCCGGCGACGAGGGCCGUCUGCGGCGCAUGUCCCUGAUCGAGGAGGGUGACCACAAAAAGAUCAACAUGGCCCACCUGUGCAUCGUGGGCUCCCACGCCGUCAACGGGGUGGCCCGCAUCCACUCGGAGAUCAUCAAGGACACCGUGUUCAAGGAUUUCUAUGAAAUGGACCCUGAGAAGUUCCAGAACAAGACCAACGGGAUCACGCCCAGGAGGUGGCUCGUCAUGAGCAACCCUGGACUGGCGGAGGUCAUCGCAGAGCGAAUUGGUGACGAUUACAUCCGAGACCUCGACCAACUGAAGAAUCUUCUGGAGUUCGUGGACGACGAUUCCCUCAUCCGUGAUGUCGCCAAAGUCAAACAAGAGAACAAGAUGAAGUUCUCGGCCUAUCUGGAGGAGCACUAUAAGGUGAAGAUCAACCCCGAGUCUAUGUUCGACGUGCAGGUCAAGAGGAUCCAUGAGUACAAGAGACAGCUGCUCAACUGCCUGCACAUCAUCACCUUCUACAACCGCAUUAAGAAGCAACCGAACAAGGCAUGGACCCCAAGAACAAUCAUGAUUGGAGGAAAGGCUGCUCCAGGUUACCAUACCGCUAAGAUGAUCAUCAAGCUGAUCACGGCCAUCGGGGACAUCGUCAACCACGACGCGGUGGUGGGAGACCGCCUGAAGGUCAUCUUCCUGGAGAACUACAAGGUCACGCUGGCCGAAAAGAUCAUCCCGGCGUCGGACCUGUCGGAGCAGAUCUCCACGGCCGGGACGGAGGCGUCCGGGACGGGGAACAUGAAGUUCAUGCUGAACGGCGCGCUGACCAUCGGCACCAUGGACGGGGCCAACGUGGAGAUGGCGGAGGAGGCGGGCGAGGAGAACCUCUUCAUCUUCGGCAUGAGGGUGGACGACGUGAAGGCCAUGGACCAGACGGGCUACGACGCCAAGUCGUACUACGACCGCAUCCCGGAGCUGAAGCAGGCCAUGGACCAGAUCUCAGGGGGCUUCUUCAGCCCCGGCCAGCCCGACCUCUUCAAGGACAUCGUCAACAUGCUGAUGAACCACGACAGAUUCAAAGUGUUUGCGGACUACGAGGAAUACAUCAAAUGCCAGGACAAAGUUAGUGCACUUUACAAGGAUCCUAAAGAGUGGACCAAGAUGGUGAUCCGUAACAUCGGCAGCAGUGGUAAGUUCUCCAGCGACCGCACCAUCGCCCAGUACGCCCGGGAGAUCUGGGGCAUGGAGCCCAGCCUGGAGAAGAUCCCGGCCCCCGAUGACCCGCGCGACUGAUGACCCCCCGCUGAGCAGGGCCCCGCCCUCCUUCGAGUCGACCCCUGAAAACCUCCCUGACCUGGGGGGGGGGGGGUCUCCGGACGCAACGUGGGGGUCCACCACAUUCCCUUCCCGUCGUUGUUUGAUGUGGUGCCGAAAAACAAUAGUUUGUGUUUGUGUAGACGGUGAGACUCAACCCUUGUGGGAUGAGAAGGCCUUCCUAACUGUACCUCGACCGACCUGCCUUGUAUUAACCUGGGAUCGUCUCCUUUUAGCACCAGCCAUGGCUACCGGUAGUGUUUUGUCACUGUAUUGUUUUAAAACAUAUAUACUAUAAGCCAACGUUGUUUCACAAAAAACACACUUUGAAUAUCGUACCCAAAACAAACUAAAUGUAAGUCGAAUAGCCAUGCAAGUAUGCAAAAGAUGAAUAUGUAUUUGCCUAUGCACAAUGCACAAACCACUGUGAUUUUAUGACGUGCCUGUCAGCCAUGCACCCGUAUUUUUGCAUGAUUUAUUUAACUUGGCAAAGACUAGGUCCAACUCUUUUGUUGACAUAGGUCCAUGCAUUCUUUUUUCUUCCAGUAGUCAUUGUGUUUCCUGCUGACUGUAUGCCCGUCUGUGGGUCCACUGCUGUCUGGGAUAGCACUGCCACUGUAAACGACGAGUUCCUCUGGACUCAUGCAUGCAUGAUGACCUCACUGUCCUACCGUUAAGAGGGGGAGGGACAAAUGCCUUCUGUCUUUACCUGCUCCACCCCUUGUCAGGUUUACUAAAUGUACCUUUCCGUUAGUUGUGUGUUUCCCCCAGGCCCAAAAUAACUCACGGAAUCGCAUUAACCUAAUGUUGUGUAGCAGCUUGUUUGUGGUAACGUAAUAAUAAAGAGAAUAUUGUUCUG